AUGGCGCUGAGCGAGGAGGCGCUGAGGAAGCAGCUGGGCAAGUAUAAAUUCAGAGACCUGACCAUAGAAGAAAUAAAAAAUGUUAACAAGACUUACCCGAACUUUGAAUUCUCCGUGAACACGUACACCUUCAAAGAUGGAUCCCAGAAAGAUCUCCUGAAUUUUAGUGGCACCAUUCCUGUGAAGUACGGUAACUCAUAUAACAUACCUGUUUGUCUGUGGAUUAUGGAUUCACAUCCCUUUGCUCCCCCCAUUUGCUUCCUGAAGCCAACUGCGAACAUGGGGAUUUCUGUGGGAAAACACGUUGAUGCUCGUGGCAGGAUUUAUUUGCCCUACCUGCAAAGUUGGAGCCAUCCUCAAUCAACUGUUAUUGGAUUAAUCAAGGAAAUGAUUGCAAAAUUCGAGGAAGAGCUCCCUUUGUAUUCACUUUCCUCAGCUGAUGCAGCCAGGCAAUCUGAACUCCUCGCAUACAUUGCAAAGAUUACAGAAGGAGAGACUGACAGGARAGCAAAGGGCAAAAUUGGUGGAGACAAAGAUGGAUGUUUCAACAAAAUUACUGUGAUAGGCGCUGGAGAUCUUGGCAUGGCCUGUGUACUAGCAAUCACAGCAAAGGGUACUGCAGACAAGGUGGUUCUUUUGGAUCUUUCUGAAGGUGCAGCAAAAGGAGGAGCCAUGGACUUGGAGAUAUUUUCUCUGCCAAAUGUAGAGAUCAGCAAAGAUUUUUCUGCUUCAGCUAAUUCAAAAGUUGUAGUACUUACAGUUAACUCUCUGGGUAAUGCUCAGACUUACCUUGAUGUCAUACAAAGCAAUGUGGAGCUGUUCAGAGGAAUUAUCCCAGCAAUUUCACACUACAGUCAGAACAGUGUUGUGCUUGUUGCUUCUCAUCCCGUUGAAAUAAUGACGUAUGUGUCAUGGAAGCUGAGUGCCUUUCCCAAAAGCAGAGUUAUUGGAGUAGGGAGCAAUCUGGAUACUGAGAGAUUUCGGUAUAUUCUCACAAACCUUUUGAAAGCUGAGGUGCUUGGAAAAGAUGCUUGGAUUGUGGGUGAACAAGGGGAAGAAAAAGUGCCUUCAUGGACCAGUCGUAAUUCAGCUGCCCAGCAAACAGUAGAUGCUCGUAACUCGAGGGAAAAGGUGGCUAACAGAGCUUUGGAAGUUCUAAAAGGAAAAGGUCAGAGAUCUUGGUCUGUUGGGCUCUCAGUUGCUGAUUUGACUGACAGUAUACUGAAAGACAAAAGAAAGGUUCAUUCUGUAUCCACCCUUGCAAAGGGAUGCUGCAAUAUAAACAGUGAAGUAUUUUUAAGUCUACCUUGUAUUCUGGGAACCCAUGGAGUGAUUGARAUGGUGAAACUAGAAGAAGAUCCCCUAGUGCUAGAGAAACUGCAGAGCAGCGCAGCAUCAAUUCAUGACCUUCUGCAGCAACUGAAACUGUAAGCACACGGGAGGUUAUGGUGUCUGCUCACAGAAGUUUGGAGGUUUGCUAUGCAGAAAGCAUUGCCAAGUGUGUAUGGAUUUCUCUAUAAAGCAAUAAUUUAAUUAUUUACUUUCAAAUUUCCUUUUCUUAAAGGUUUGAUUAAACUAUAUAUUCCAGGCUGCACUGUACGGCAGAAGAUUCUUUAAAAGUGAAAUUCUUGGUAGCCAAAAGAGGAGGGCGAUGUGCAAGAAUGCUUCACCUAAAUUUGGGUGACUUUUGUCUGUACACUUACUGUUGAUAAUUAUAGCUUCGUUCUUGGGUUAUUAUUAGCUCUUAGCCCCUCAUUAGGACUCGGAUAUUAGGCCAGCAGCUUGCCCAGUUUUUAGAAACCCUAGUGUGCAGAGGCAGCCAAAGUUGUGACUCACUUUUAAAACCCUGCCUUUUAAAACUCUGCCUAAGGGGCUUGCCUAGAAAUACAGUCAUACUGCAGCUCCCCAGGGUCUGUGCUCUGGGUCUGGAGCUCUCAUGCCCAUUACAGGCACUGUAAUGCCAGUGACCUCCCUUCUUGCUUAUUAGUAGGAAAAAGAAAUAUAAACGCUUAAUUUAUUAUCCUUCAAACUUGAAGUAUUGCAUAUGAAUUUCUGCCGUGUUUAAUGAUGUAUGGGACUUUGUUGACAUGACUUUUUCGCUCUUAUUCUGUGAGCACUUCCRGAAUAUUAAAGCACCUGUGUUCGGGGGUAUACAGGUGUAGCACUUGCACCCCCUGCAGCAUUGGGGAAGAGCUCUUCCUCAUGGGGAGGAGCUGGGAUCAGGAAUGGAAUAAAGAAGAAAACCUCACAGUUGAGAAAUGCAGAUGUAUCUGCAGCUCAGGCCUUACUCUGAAGCCAGUUGGUGUCAGUAAGCCCUGUAUCAGACUGAGGGGGUCAGGCUAACGGGGCAGGCAACAGCUUCUGCAGCCCUUAGCCAGGAGGCAAAAAAAGCAGGAUGUGCUGGCUUUAGGUUAAUCCAAAAGCACAUGGUGUGGAGUUAAAGGCUCCUUUCUGUUUUGAACUAUCCUGAUUCGUUGCACUGGUAUAAGAUUGUAUUCGUCCUGAUGAGACCUCAGCAUCAAAUUGCAGGGUACAAAACACAGCAGAAGAGAAUUGUGGACUUUGAAGAACAGCGUUCUAUAGCUAAGCUUUGAGGUCAGAUGGUUUCAUUAUUCCUGGGGCUUUCUAAGCAGAAAUAGGACUUGCAUGACAGGUAAAGACUCUUUCACUUGUGCCUUAUACCUGUAUCUUGCAAAGUCAAGCCUGGAAGUAAUGCUGGUUUUAU
Nothoprocta perdicaria is the source of this 2725-nucleotide messenger RNA. It is a transcript of the gene UEVLD, whose product is annotated as UEV and lactate/malate dehyrogenase domains. Gene Ontology annotation, biological process: protein transport; endosome to lysosome transport; protein modification process. NCBI's taxonomy places the organism in Eukaryota, Metazoa, Chordata, Aves, Tinamiformes, Tinamidae. The record is from RefSeq and is a predicted model, not a curated record. The transcript has 12 exons. Gene Ontology annotation, cellular component: ESCRT I complex. The coding region runs from base 1 to 1431 and encodes 476 amino acids. Gene Ontology annotation, molecular function: ubiquitin binding; oxidoreductase activity, acting on the CH-OH group of donors, NAD or NADP as acceptor.